Ananas comosus (pineapple) is the source of this 1218-nucleotide messenger RNA. RefSeq lists its product as uncharacterized. The coding region runs from base 1 to 1218 and encodes 405 amino acids. The transcript has 10 exons. The record is from RefSeq and is a predicted model, not a curated record. Lineage: Eukaryota; Viridiplantae; Streptophyta; Magnoliopsida; Poales; Bromeliaceae.
AUGUCGAUCGCGGUCGCAGCUGCCGACCGUCCGGACGAGCUCGUCCGCCGCCGGGACGGGAUCGUGAAGUCGCUCUACGGCUUCCCGUCUGUCGCCGCUGCCGCCAACGGCAGACCGGAGGAAGCGGAGCAGCCGGCAGUCGACGCAACGAGCUACUGCUGCUCCUCCGGCGGCGGCAGCCAGAAAAGCUCCUCGGAAGAGGCCAACGAGCUGCAGGAUGCGCUCGACGACGCCUUCGUGCUGCUCGACGAAGUCCUGCGGCUCAAGAAGAUCCUCGACAACAAGAACGAAGAGAACGAGAGUUCUCUGUUCGAAUCGCUGCGAUGCCUGCAGUUGAUGGAGCUAACUGUCUCCACCCUCACGGCGACUGAUAUCGAAAACAGCGUGCGCGGUGUGGAACGGCAUGGUUCGACGCGUGUCCGGCAGCUCGCCCGCGUCCUGCUUGGCGGCUGGGCGGAACUCCUGGGUGAUUCGUUGAAUACUACGGAAGCUGUCGCAGAUGCUCCGGACACUGCAGCGAACUCUUUGGAUGACCCAUGGGCCAACUUUCCACCUCUGGACGAGGGAGCGCUGCGUGCGAUAAAUGGCCCUCCGGUUGAUCUCGACGAACUGUUCAGUAAAAAUCCUAGAAAAAUUCACAAAUUUAAGGGAGACGACGUCAAGAGAGCUGAUGAGGCAUGCAAAGAAGAAAGAAAGCAAGAGAAUUGUGUGCAAGGCAGUACCAGUGGAAAGAGAAAGCGCGAAGAUGCUGUCGGCCAAUCAGAGCCUCAAAAUACACUGACCAAGAGAGGCAGGACUAGCAAUGCAAGUUCGAAGACGUCGGGAAAGGAUUUAAAACGAUAUGUUGAGACGAUGAAGAAAGACAACUGCGAGCUUGCAAAUGAGCCGUCCACCGUCACAAAGAUGACUAGGCAGCAGUGCCCUACUGAUGAUUUGCUGAUUGAGGCGAAGCUGGAGGCCUCACGGACGCGGAUCAACGAAGGGUAUAAUAAGGCAAAAGAUGAGAAGCAGCGGCGGAAAAUUCAGCUUCUUGAUUUGCGCGACAUUCCGAAGCCUGUCGACAGCAGGAAGUCUUAUAAAGCGGAUCCUGGGGAGUCAGGUUUUUCCAUUCUUCUUUUUGGUCUUACUUUGGAAACUAGACACCUCUCCAAUCCUCUUGAUUUUCUGCAUUAUUAUCCAAGCAUCCAACUUUUGAAGCAGAGAAAAUAUGAGAACUAG